GGCAAUUUAUAUACUUGAGGGCCUGGAAUGUACAAAAUCCCUGCAUUUGGUGACAUACCAGCAGAGUUCCACGUUUCUCUUCUCCGGGACUGUCCAAACAGCAAAGCCAUUUAUUCAUCCAAGGCUGUAGGUGAGCCUCCCUUGUUCCUGUCAGCCUCUGUGUUUUAUGCCAUUAAAGAUGCCAUCAUUUCUGCCAGGGAAGAAUCAGGCCUAAAAGGGACAUUCAGACUGGACAGCCCAGCCACCCCAGAGAGAAUACGCAAUGCUUGUGUUGAUAUUUUCACCAAAUUGUGUCCAUCUGCUGAGCCAGGAACUUUCAAGCCAUGGUCUGUGAGAGUAUGAAGGAAGCAAUCUCUAAGAACCAUCUCCAAUGGUUAAGUUGGUUUUACCUGAAAGGACCAAAAGAAAGUGAAGACUACUGCUGAAUGAGAUCUGUAUUCCUGUGUCUGCCCUGCUGAUUCAUGAAGCUUUAUAAUUAAAUUGAUGAAUCAUCAGUUGCCUGAUGAAGGGUUAUUGUUGAUGGAUUAUUGCUGGAAUGUAAAUGUAAUGAAGAGGGAGGAAAUGAUGGUUUUGCUAUCUGUGAAACUGAAACUCUGACAAGGUUCAUUUAAGUUUGAGGCAAAGAUGGGAGAAAAGAUCAGCUUGUGAAUAUGUCACUUUUGAAGUGCAAUCAUGACACUGAAAAAAAUGCUAAUUCAACAGAUUUUGAUGCAGCCAUCCUUCUUCUGCUGUUUUCUCCUUAAUCUUUUGGAUGGAUAAUUGCUAACAACAAUGAGGGCAGGACCCCAUUGCACUCUGCCCCGAUGCAUGUAGGAAAUUCAUGAACAUCCAACUGAUGAGCUCAAAACCU
Elgaria multicarinata webbii is the source of this 850-nucleotide messenger RNA. Its product is annotated as xanthine dehydrogenase/oxidase-like. The transcript has 3 exons. Gene Ontology annotation, molecular function: iron ion binding; xanthine dehydrogenase activity. NCBI's taxonomy places the organism in Eukaryota, Metazoa, Chordata, Lepidosauria, Squamata, Anguidae. The record is from RefSeq and is a predicted model, not a curated record. The coding region runs from base 28 to 342 and encodes 104 amino acids. Gene Ontology annotation, biological process: xanthine catabolic process.